UUUUUGUAGUUUUGUCAGUUGUCUAUAACUUAUUGAAUUUUCGUCUUGUGCUGUGUGGUGUUGUAAACAUUCUAAAAUUGGUGAUUUUUAAUAAGAAAUAAACUAGCUAGUGCAUUUGUGUAGUAAAUUAAUAGUGAAAUAUAGUUAUUACAAUCUAUUUAUGCUAUAAUCUUGUUGCUGUGUCAUACAUAAAAGAAGUAACCUUAUUACUGCAGUGAAUACUUCUUGUACACCAUGGAAAACGACGAAAUCGGUAAUGAUUUAGUGCGUUUAGACAAUGGAUAUCUUGUCGACGAAGAGAAUAACAUACGUUGCGAAUAUGUCGUAAACUCUGAUGAUGUGUUGGAUGAGGAGAAUAAUUCGGAUUCAGGAAGUAAGAAUGCUCCGUUGCGGGAACAGGAUAGGUUCCUGCCUAUUGCAAACAUUGCUAAAAUCAUGAAGAGAGCUAUUCCUGAUAAUGGGAAAAUUGCCAAAGAUGCAAGGGAGUGUGUCCAGGAAUGCAUAUCUGAGUUCAUCUCAUUUGUCACGAGUGAAGCCAGUGAUCGUUGUCAAGUUGAGAAGAGGAAGACGAUUAACGGAGAAGAUGUCUUGUUUGCGAUGAAUGCACUGGGCUUUGAUAACUAUGUAGAGCCUCUGAAGCUGUAUCUCAAGAAAUAUCGAGAGAUUGUGCUGUCUCCUGUAACAGUGACAAAGUUGAACAAACCAAUAAUUGUAUAUGGAGAUGACGGAUCAGCAUGUUUACGAGCUGAGAGUGAGAGUGAACAAACAACAGAUUCAGCGGUGCUGUACCCAUACAAAGAAUUAAAAGUUAUCGACGAUUUUACCAUCUCAUGAAUCUGCAGACCGUACUUAGGGAUAAGUUAUUCAAGUUUCGUAAUGAUUAAUGGAAAUAUUUAACUCUAAUCGAUAAUAUCAUUAUUAGAGGCUAUGGCGCUUGAGUUUCCCACAAGAGGCGUUAGUGUGGCCUAAGGUCUCCUAACUAAAAGACUACUAGCAUCAAGACAUCAAAUUAACUUUUUACAGCUGCAAAGACCAAAAACUUCACUAACGCCACCUAGUGGACAUAAAAAAGCUAAUCCUCAAUGUAAUAGGUAUGUAUUAGUAUCCAAAAACUGAAAGACUGUCAUAGAAAAAGUACACAAUUUUACAACAACUAUACAUACAUAGAAACCGAUGGAUUGACCGUAGUUUCAAGUUAUCCUGGUUGAGUGAGUUGACGUCUUCCUGAUUAUAUUUUUAAAGUAUUGUGGUAUCGAACACCCAGUAUGAGUUGACAUUUUAUAACAAAACAGUGGGGUUAGGUACUUAGAACAAUGAAAUUGAAAAUCUAGAUGGAUUUUAAUAAUAGAAUACCUAACAAUUUUAUUAAAAUGGUAACACUUUAAAGUGCUGAUAAUGUGUGGGAGAAAUACAUGUAUAUUGUUUAUGUGUAUAUGUGUGUGUAUAAUGAUACUAGCCUAUGAAAUACUCCCAUCAUAUAGGGAGCGGUUUAUGCAUUACACAAAGCAUAUUUUAAUAUCUGAAAUAAAUGUUUAGAUACUUUGAUUCAUACAUUUAUAAGAUUUUUUAUAACCCAUGAUAUUCGAUAAUCAUUUUUCAUACAAUAUAGUCCAUAAACAAUAAUAUAAUAUUCAAUAAUAAAAUAUUUUUUACCAAUGAUCUUAGUAGUAUUGGCUAGAGACAAUCAACCAUAAUUUUUACGUGUUUUUUUAAGUAGUGCGUGAUAUGUAAGUGUAAGUUAAUAAAAUGUAUCUUAUGAAGAAUUAAUAA
Molecule: messenger RNA, 1770 nt
Organism: Spodoptera frugiperda (fall armyworm)
Lineage: Eukaryota; Metazoa; Arthropoda; Insecta; Lepidoptera; Noctuidae
Gene: Nf-YB
Exons: 5
Coding region: 235-834 (199 amino acids)
Biological process (GO): regulation of transcription by RNA polymerase II
Cellular component (GO): CCAAT-binding factor complex
Molecular function (GO): RNA polymerase II cis-regulatory region sequence-specific DNA binding; DNA-binding transcription activator activity, RNA polymerase II-specific; protein heterodimerization activity
Source: RefSeq, a predicted model, not a curated record